This is a messenger RNA of Suillus plorans, 945 nucleotides long. Its product is annotated as mannose-6-phosphate receptor binding domain-containing protein. Gene Ontology annotation, biological process: vacuolar transport. The record is from RefSeq and is a predicted model, not a curated record. NCBI's taxonomy places the organism in Eukaryota, Fungi, Basidiomycota, Agaricomycetes, Boletales, Suillaceae. The transcript is spliced from 6 exons. Bases 1 to 945 code for a protein of 314 amino acids.
AUGUUUCACGCCAAUGGGCUGAGUGCUCUGUUGUGGGCUAUAUCCAUGUUCCUUGGAUCUGGCCUUAUGGCGCUUGCAGAUGAAGCUCCAUGCACUUUGCACCAUGAAGGCAACUACUACAACCUGAAUUCGUUGAAGGCUAGUCAAGAUUAUGAGUUCAAGACUCUAGGUGGACAUUCUUUCUACCUGAAUGUCUGUCGACGUGUGACCACCGAGCCCUGGAGCACUGGAGUUCCCAACAAUGUUGACAUUGCUGGUCUAGUGCGGAAAGACCACCACGACUUUGCCGUAGGACUUGUUAAUACGACCCUGGAAAUGAGGGACACGGGGCUAAUGUUGCAUCUUUCCAAUGGUUCACCCUGCCCUGGGGAAGACAACUUAUAUGGGAGCUCUUCCAUCAGAUUUCUUUGUAACCCAUCUGUCUACGGAGCUGGCAAACCGGUGGUGAUAUCCCAAUUUCCGGAAGACGACAACGAAGCCUGCCAAUACACGGUUGAGUGGCAAACACAUUUUGCUUGUCCCACAGGUGAAAGGGGUCUUAUCUCAGGAUUAAUUGUGUUCUUGGUGAUCACCAUGAUGAUCCUUCUGAUGCUUCUCAUUGUUUUCAGCACUCUGUACAACCGGUUUGUCCUGGGAAAACGCGGCUUUGAUCAAUUGGCCCGGCUUUCCAAAAUUCACCUGCUCGAAGUCAUGGACUUUUGCAUAGAGCUCUUCCAGUCCGCGUUAGACAAUGUUCGCUCAAGUGGUAACAGAUGGGCAAGAUUGACGAGGGACAUCAACCCUGCAUCCUACCAAUGGUCAUCAAGGGAUGAGGAGCAGGCGAUGAUGGCUGCUGAUCCCCUUGAAGAUGAGCAUAAUCGGGAACUGCAAGAUACUAAUGUACGGAGAAAUGAUAUGUCGAAUGGCACGCAGGGUGUGGAUGAUUUGGGAACUAUACGAUCGUGA